This is a messenger RNA of Salvia miltiorrhiza (redroot sage), 1473 nucleotides long. RefSeq names its product syntaxin-22-like. Bases 429 to 1244 code for a protein of 271 amino acids. Gene Ontology annotation, cellular component: membrane; SNARE complex; endomembrane system. Gene Ontology annotation, biological process: vesicle fusion; vesicle-mediated transport; intracellular protein transport. The record is from RefSeq and is a predicted model, not a curated record. Lineage: Eukaryota; Viridiplantae; Streptophyta; Magnoliopsida; Lamiales; Lamiaceae. The transcript has 7 exons. Gene Ontology annotation, molecular function: SNAP receptor activity; SNARE binding.
CUUUAAGCAUAUGACGAUAUAUAUGUGAGCUUAAUCUUCAUUAAUUAAACUCGUAAAUUAUUUUGCCAUUAAACCUAAGUGAAUUCUACGUGAGCUUGAUCUUCCCACAAUCCCACUACUAAAUAAUGUUAGUAUUAAAAAUGAAUGCAUGUUUUUAUUCGCUCAAAAGCAAACCCCGCCGGCCCACAAUCCACCUUUGAAAUCAUUCUUCCCCUCAUUUUACAUUAUAAUUGUCUACAAUUCCCCUCCUUAAUCUUCGCUCCGGAUUUCCCCCAUUCCUGGAAUUCCCCUCCUGCAUCAGGCUGCAGCUGGAGUCUCAGUUCCCCUCUGAUUCCUGCGUGAUCGCUGAUUGAAUUGGGGCAAUUCUGCGGUUUGGAGGGUGUUUGAUCUAGGUUUGAGGACGAUAAUCUUAUAUCUGUUGAUUACAGAUGAGUUUUCAGGAUAUUGAAGCGGGUCGGGGAGCCGGGCCUCGGAGGGCGCUUGGGCGGCAGGAUUCGACGCAGGCGGUGGCGUCCGGGAUUUUUCAGAUCAACACGGCUGUUUCCACCUUCCAGCGCCUCGUGAACGCCCUCGGUACCCCCAAGGACACGCCGGAGCUCCGUGAAAAACUGCAUAAAACUCGGAUGCACAUUGGACAGCUGGUAAAAGAUACUUCAGCUAAACUUAAGCAAGCUAGUGAAACAGAUCAUCGUGCUGAAGUCAGUGCAAGUAAGAAAAUCACAGAUGCUAAACUUGCAAAAGACUUUCAAGCAGUUCUAAAGGAGUUUCAGAAGGCUCAGCGGCUUUCAGCUGAGAGGGAGACAUCAUAUACUCCUUUUGUUUCCCAAGCAGUGCUUCCUUCUAGCUAUACCGCCAGCGAGAUAGAUGGAAGUGCAGAUAAGACCCCAGAACAACGAGCUCUUCUCGUGGAAUCUAGAAGACAGGAGGUUGUGCUAUUGGAUAAUGAGAUUGCUUUCAAUGAGGCCAUUAUAGAGGAACGAGAUCAGGGUAUACAAGAAAUACAACAACAAAUUGGUGAAGUAAAUGAGAUUUUCAAGGACCUUGCUGUACUUGUUCACGAGCAAGGGACAAUGAUUGAUGAUAUUGGCUCCAAUAUUGAGGGUUCACACGCUGCAACCGCUCAAGCAAAAUCACAGCUUAUCAAAGCAGCUAAGACCCAGCGGUCAAAUUCAUCACUGACUUGCUUAUUACUCGUGAUUUUUGGCAUCGUGCUUCUCAUAGUGAUUAUAGUACUUGCCGUCUGAUCAGGAGCUGAAAACCCAAAAGUGUGGUACGAGAAUAUAAAAGUAUUCAUUUUCAUUUAUUUGCCAUUUCAAUUCAAUUCUCAUAAAUUGACAAGGCAUUGCAACGUUUAAAGUUUGUUAUAUUGCUUCUUGCAAUUGAAAUUAUAUUUGGCAAUAUAUGUUUCAACAGAAAGUGGGAAGGAUGUGAGCUUCACAUUUCAUUAGCUCCUAUCUUCUGAUUUGAUGGUUU